AUGACGGAGCAGAUCGUAGUAAACGACGGACAAUUUACUGAGACAACACCCAUUUUGCAGAGCGAAGAUACUCACGAAACUGAACCAACGGCCGAAGAAUUAACAACAUUGCACCGCAUUUCUGAUCAUAUACCUCUAGCAGCUCGGCUGAUUAUUGUUUGUGAAUUUUGUGAACGGUUUGCUUACUUAGGACUUGUUGGCGUAUUUCAAAAUUAUAUUCAAUUUCCGGUACCUGGUCCACACGAUAAACAACCAGGUGCUCUCGGUCGUGGACAACGUAUUGCUACCUUAUUGACAACAUCCUUUCGGUUCUGGUGUUUUGUGACGCCAACUCUUGGUGCUAUUUUAGCAGAUCAAUACUGGGGCAAAUACAAGACCAUUUUCUUGGGAUGUGUGGUGUACUUAAUAGGACUUUUGUUGCUCGUCUUGAGCAGUACACCAUUCGCUAUUCACGCAAACCUUGCCUUUCACGGUUUGAUCGUGGCGGUGAUCAUUCUGGGUUUAGCAAUUGGUGCUUUAAAAAGUAAUGUUAGUCCACUGAUGGCUGAACAAUAUACUAGAAAAAAACCAAUCGUCAAAGUAAUCAGCGGUGAAAAGAAAAUUAUCGAUCCAAAAGUAACAGUGCAGUCGAUGUUCAAUUGGUUCUAUUGGUCAAUUUAUUUAGGCGCACUAUCAUCCAUCAUUACCACUAACAUCGAAAAAUACUAUUCGUACUGGCUCGCCUAUUUACUACCUAUGAUGGUAUUCAUCCCGUGUGUCGUCAUUUUAGUUAUUGGUCGCCGUCGAUUCAUUCGAAAACCUCCAAACGGUUCAUUAUUCAUCCAUGCGUGCCAGAUCACAAUAAGGGCCACGUAUAUGCGAUACAAACUAGGUAAACAAAAUGAUAGGCAUCAUUUUUUGGAUUAUGCGAAAGCAAAUUCAUGGAAAACAAUUCACGAUGACCAAGCAAUUGCGUGCGAAUCAAACGACAAUCAGUUUAUUGAAGAUCUAAAGCAAGCAUGGGAUGCUUGUCGUGUAUUUGCGUUCUUUCCAGUUUAUUGGACGUGUUGUCUUCAAACGACGAACAAUAUGAUAUCUCAAGCAGCACAAAUGAAUGUUGGUCCUCUUCCCAAUGAUGUAUUACAAAAUGUUCUUUCAAUUAUUGCUCUUGUUUUCAUUCCGAUUUUCGAUCUACUCAUUUAUCCUGCGCUUCGAAGAUAUAAAAUUAGUUUUACCUCGAUCUCCCGUAUGACGUGUGGCUAUUUUCUUGUUUCCAUCGCCAUGGCUUGGACUGCAUUUGUUCAACAUUUAAUUUACUCCACAGGUCCGAACUACGACUACACAACUAAGCCUUGCCACGAAUGUCAAAAAUUCAAUAAUAUUACUGUCGCUUGGCAAAUUCCAUCAUAUUUUUUUAUCGGUGUCUCCGAAGUUUUUGCAGCCAUAACCGGUCUUGAGUACGCGUACACAAAAGCACCGGCAUCGAUGAAGUCCGUUGUCGUGUCAUUCUUUCUCUUGACAACAGCAAUCGGUAGUGCCUUGAGUUUUGCAUUUCUACCACUUGCCAUUGACCCAAAAUUGCUGUGGAUGUAUGUAUCACUAGCAGUUGUGACAUUCAUCAUGGCUACUCUGUUCUUUCUCUGCUUUCGCAAUGAACAGAAGAAAGAAGCCGAAAUCUAA
Messenger RNA from Rotaria socialis, 1659 nucleotides. Lineage: Eukaryota; Metazoa; Rotifera; Eurotatoria; Philodinida; Philodinidae. The record is from the annotation of a GenBank genome assembly.